CAUCAUCUUCAUCUUCGGUUGUGAUUGUUGUAAAUACAAUGAAUAAUAGAGAUGAACAAGGGUGUGUUUGGAAGAGAAUAACAAGAGAGAUGGAUGAUCAACAACAACUCUUGAACUUAGGAGGCAGUUCCACAUCAGGCAACAACAAUGGAAACAAAAGCAAGAAAUCUGAAAUCAAAAACAAAGACAAAGACAAGAGAUGGGCUUUGGUGAGGUUUGAGGAAUUGCCAGAGUACAUGAAGGACAAUGAGUUCAUACUGAAUUACUAUAGAGCCAAUUGGCCUCUCAAACAAGCAUUCUUUAGCUUGUUUCGUUGGCAUAAUGAGACUCUCAAUGUUUGGACGCAUUUGAUGGGGUUUGCACUAUUCUUGGGGUUGGUAGUUGCUAAUUUGAUGCAUGUUCCUCAACUUGCAGAUUUCUUUGGUAUAUUUACCAGGUGUGUGAUCUGUUUUGUUUUUAUUAAUCUUCAUAACUUUAAUAAUAAUAAGAGAAAGAGGAGAAGGAUAUGUAUGUUCAAUUGCCUAAAGGAAAAGAGCAAUUUGGGAUAUCUUUUUAUACUUUUAUUUUCCUCCCUUUUUUUAUAGACAAUUUGGGUCCCA
This is a messenger RNA of Camellia sinensis, 599 nucleotides long. Lineage: Eukaryota; Viridiplantae; Streptophyta; Magnoliopsida; Ericales; Theaceae. The record is from RefSeq and is a predicted model, not a curated record.